CGCCGGCAAUUCCCGCUCCGUCAGUGUAACUACAACUAUAGUACAACUCCCUGGCCAUUAAGUCAUACCAUCAUCGUUCCUCCUCCCUCCGAAAUCCAGCCAGCCUCCUCUUUUCACACCUUGAUCCCUCCUCUCUCCUUCCUGUUCUUCCUUCCUUCUUCUUCCUUCCUUCUCUCUUCUCCUCCCCCUCCCAAUUAUACCAUACCCACAUCAAUUGCUUCAUCCCUACCAUCCCACACACUCAAUUCCUCCCAUCCCACCUUCAAGAGACCCUAGAAUCCAUCAAAAAAACACAAUGGUUCUCGCACGCCCUCAGAUCCUCCGCGCCUCCGCCCGAGCCCUCGGCACCGUGCGACAAACUGUGCCCACCCAGCAAUUCGCUCGUCGAACAUACGCCCAAGCCGCCGAAUCGACCAACAAGUCCUCCGAUCUUCCUUGGCUCAUCGGCUCCCUCGGCCUCGGCAUUCCAGGAGCCUACUACCUCCUGGCAACGGGCCCCAAAGCCGCCGCCUCCUCGCACGACACGCCGGACACGCACCACCACGGCGAACCCAAGGGCAAGACCUCGACCUCGGCCCCGAUCGAGAAGGAAGAAUCCGCCUCGGCCCAGGACUCGGCCCCUCAACCGGACCGGGACGCCGAACAGAAGACCGAGUCGGACUCGGGAGCAGCAGCAGCAACCGCUUCGACGGAUGGGAAGGCGCCGUCGGAGGCUGAUGAGCCCUCAACUCGCAAGGAAGCGGGGAAUGCGUCGACCAUCUCCGGCAAGCAGGAGGGGAUUUCCAAUGCCACUACGGAUCAUCCGCAUGUGAACGAGCCCGGGAAGAGUGUCAAGGGGGAGGGCGAGACGGAGACGGCCAAGGUUAAGGGGACGGUGUCUCCGGAUCGUCCGCAGCAGUAGAUAGACAACCAAAAUUCCUCGUUCGCUUCGGCCGGGGGUUUUCUGUAUGAUGCAAUGUUUUUUUAUUUUUUUUUUUCAUGUAUAAGACCAUGAAUUUUCCUCAAGAA
Aspergillus aculeatinus CBS 121060 is the source of this 1008-nucleotide messenger RNA. RefSeq lists its product as uncharacterized. The record is from RefSeq and is a predicted model, not a curated record. The transcript is spliced from 3 exons. Lineage: Eukaryota; Fungi; Ascomycota; Eurotiomycetes; Eurotiales; Aspergillaceae. The coding region runs from base 296 to 901 and encodes 201 amino acids.